CCGCGGAAGCGGGACACGGCGGAGGCGGAGGCCGCGGCUGAGGCAGCGGCGGCGGGAUCCAACGACGAGGAGGUCUCGGGCGGCGAGGACGAGGCUGAGGAUAGCGGCGACAGCAGCGACGAGGCGGAUCUCGAGAUGGCGCAGGCCGACGGAGCCGAGAAGGAGUUGCAGGUCGAGUUUAUCUUCACGGACCCGGCGGAGGAGGACACGCCGUACGUGCGCUCCCUCCUCGCGGGCGGAUCGCUCUGCACCGCGACGGGCGCCGACGCCGCCGGCCUCGCCGCCACGGUCGCCAACCAGGUUGAGGUUGGUACAAUGAUCAAGGCAGACGGCGCCCUCUUCGGCUUCCUCUCGGCGGUUAGCCUGCAGAGGCACCGGGCCGACCCGUCCGUCGGAAGGCUGAUCAGCUUGCUCGGCUCGGAUCGCGUCGAGGACGGCCCGCUGCGGCAACGGCUGGCAGGCCUGCUCGCUCCGUCCGGAGGCGCCAACGUCGGCCUCCUCCUCUCGGAGCGGAUGGUCAACACGCCCGUCCAGCUCGUCCCGCACGCAGUAGAGUCGCUCCACCUCGACCUCGGCUGGGCGGCCGCAAACGCCGAGCCCGCCGCCGAGCGCGCUUCGCUCACUUUCGAGUGGCUCGUUCUGCUCGCGCACGAGGAGCUGCUCGCCGAGGGGGCGGAGGCGGUCUCGCUGGUGCGUGGCGGGCUGCCGGGCGGUGGCCAGCUGCUGCUGAUGCUGCUGCGGCCCGAGGCGCUCGCCGCUGCUGUCCCUGCGAUGCGCGCCGUCAUGUGCGACUGA
Molecule: messenger RNA, 795 nt
Organism: Emiliania huxleyi CCMP1516
Lineage: Eukaryota; Haptophyta; Isochrysidales; Noelaerhabdaceae
Exons: 7
Coding region: 136-795 (219 amino acids)
Cellular component (GO): nucleus
Source: RefSeq, a predicted model, not a curated record